This is a messenger RNA of Danio aesculapii, 5289 nucleotides long. It is a transcript of the gene syt11a, whose product is annotated as synaptotagmin XIa. The record is from RefSeq and is a predicted model, not a curated record. The coding region runs from base 177 to 1532 and encodes 451 amino acids. Gene Ontology annotation, biological process: calcium-ion regulated exocytosis; regulation of dopamine secretion; regulation of calcium ion-dependent exocytosis. Gene Ontology annotation, molecular function: calcium-dependent phospholipid binding; SNARE binding; calcium ion binding. Lineage: Eukaryota; Metazoa; Chordata; Actinopteri; Cypriniformes; Danionidae. The transcript has 4 exons. Gene Ontology annotation, cellular component: synapse; membrane; axon.
CGUCACCGAGCGCAUCCUUGAGGAGCGCGCAGCCGCUGAAGAAAACAUCCUACAGCUCGACCACCCGUUCAGCUGGAGGAUCGGCCUCAAGAAAUUCAUGGAAAUUAAAUAGAAAUUCAUUACCUUUGCUUUUUGUUUUUUGUUUUCUGAUCACAGCCAAGCCAUUGGACGCCAAAAUGGCUGAGAUGACCAAUUUAAAACCAACCUAUGAUGUGUCCCCGGUGCUUGCAGGUUUUCUGGGUGCAGGGGUCUUGGUUGUGUCCGUGACAGUGGCUGUUUUCCUGUGGACAUGCUGUCAGAGGCGAUAUCGUCAAAUGACAGGUGCGUACAAGCUGACCAGUGGCCCCUACGACCCCCCCGUCGACCCCCCCUACAAGUUCAUCCACAUGCUCAAAGGUAUCAGCAUCUACCCUGAAACCCUCAGCAACAGUAAGAAGAUUGUGCGGGUGGGACGGCGCUCUGGAUCGAACUCCUUGUUGAGAGAAUGGGGUCGUGGGUCCCGAAAUGGUGACGUGCUGCUUGUGGAUGCAGAUCCAGAAUGUGGUACCGCACAUCUACAAAUGAACCACCUGGUCCCCCCGGUAGGUCCUCCCAGACUGGAGAGGGCGCUGCCUAUCCGGGCCGACUACUGCUGUAUGGAGAGCAGCUCAGGAAGCAGCAGCGAAGCUCACAGCAAAACGGCGUCUCCUUACAGUCUCAACUCCCCUUCUCUGGGGACGCUCAGUUUGGCCAUUGACUACAACUUCCCCAAGAAAGCCCUGGUCGUGACUAUCAUAGGUGCACAGGGGCUCCCAGCAGUGGACGAACAGGCAGGCAGCUCUGACCCCUAUGUGAAGAUGACCAUUCUGCCAGAGAAGAAGCACCGGGUGAAGACGCGUGUCCUGAGGAAGACUCUGGAGCCUGUGUUUGACGAGACGUUCACCUUCUACGGCGUCCCAUAUAGCUCGCUGCCAGAGCUUACGCUGCACUUCCUGGUGCUCAGCUUUGAUCGAUUUGCACGGGAUGAUGUCAUCGGGGAGGCAGUGGUGCCAUUGGAAGGCGUGGAUCCAAGCACGGGGCGAGCGCACAUCACGCAGCAAAUUAGCAAGAGGAACACACAGUGUGAAAGCCGUGGGGAGUUGCUGGUCUCUCUGUCCUAUCAUCCUGUUACUCACAGGCUCAAUGUGGUCGUCCUAAAGGCCAAACACCUUCCAACCAUGGACAUCACUGGCCUGUCAGGCAACCCUUAUGUUAAAGUGAACGUCUUCUACGGCCGCAAACGCAUAGCCAAGAAGAAGACACACGUGAAGAAAUGCACACUCAAUCCCGUAUUCAAUGAAUCAUUUAUCUACGAUGUUCCCGCUGAGCUAAUGCCGGACAUCUCCGUGGAGUUUCUGGUCAUCGAUUUUGACCGCACCACAAAGAAUGAGGUCGUGGGUCGGCUGGUUUUGGGUGGUCAGAGCCCCAUUCCAUCAGGGGUCACCCACUGGAGGGAAGUCUGUGACAACCCGCGACGGCAAAUCGCCAAGUGGCAUAACCUUAUAGAGUACUAGUGUCUGGCUAAAAAGCAAGGUGUAUUAUACCACUUCCUUCCUAUCAGUCCCUCUAUAGAAAGAAGCUCUCAUUAAACAGUCUCCUUUUCCAUAUACAGAUAGUGAGUGGACGAGUGAGUGUGUAAGUAUAAAGGAUCAGGAGCACUCUAAUGGAAACACUUUUCAAGUUCUCUAAAGAACUAUUAGCAAAAAAGCUUCAUCAUAGCAGAAAAAAAAAGAAAAAAAUGACCAUGCUAAUGUGGUCUUCGGCUCUGAUUAAAAAUAUACGACAGUAUCCUCAGAGCCUUUCACCAGUAUAUUCAUAAUAUACACACACUACUUUCGAUUAGCCGCAUGUUAGCGAUAAUAAGACACUUUUACCAUAAAAGAGGACUGCGAGCUUCAAGCCCACUUUUUCGAGAAAAUAAAGCGUGAAUGUUUUCGUAGUGUAGGAUAAAAGUGAACGAAUGGUGAUAUAAGCUGGACACCAUCAUGAACAUUUUUGCUAACAUGCUAACAUUUACAAGGCUGAAAUAUGGCUAUUAUUCAUAUUCAGCUGAAGCAUUUUUAGCAGUCUUUUUUAAGAUGCCAUUUGUCUGAAAAUACAAUACGUGAUGUUAAGAUUUCAGUCAUUCAUCAAGAAUGAAAAUUUAUGACCUUCAGCUCAGGAUUCAAAAUGAAUUUGACUUAUUAAAAGCCACUCUACACUUCCUCCAUUUUUACGCUGUAGCUGAUUAAUUUAUUUGUAGCUGUACGUAAAUUGAAUUGUUCAUUUCUCCAUUCAAUUCAAUUCAAUUUCAUUUAUGUUCAUUUAUAUAGUGCUUUUACAAUGUAGAUUGUGUCAAAGCAGCUUAUCAUAGAAGUUGUAGUAAAGUCCAGAUUUCAGAGUUGAUCAGAUUUCAUAACUUGGACGAAGCACUUCUAGAAAUAUUUGUUCUCGGCAUAUCUCAAUAUACUUUUUUUCAUGUUCCUUAGGCAUUUCUAUGCACAUUUCCAUUUCACUAUAAAGAACUUUUUGACCCAGUUGCUGUGCCCACAGCACAGAGAUCAGGGAAGGUUCGGUCAAAACAAAUUGCAAGGAAAACUGAGAUAAAAUAUCAGUAAAAGCCAAAUGUGACAGACAAUUGCAUAUUGUCUUCAAAUUUGUACAUUUUAAAUGUACCUAACAUCCUUUCUAUUGCCAUCAGAUGUGUUUUUAAGGCCACACUUAAUUCUUAAGGCCAUAAUUCGUAAUAUCUAUGGUCAAGAUGUACAUAAUGUAUCAUAGUGUGUAGCACUGGUACCUUUAUUCUCCUCUUCAUAGCACCAUUGAAAAUCACCAAAUAUACGUUCAAACUUUUGACAACAAAUUUUAGCCCUAACUUUUAAAAUCCUAAUCAAUAGCUUGAGAUAUAUGCAGAUUCAGACCGAUUCUUUGCACUUUCUUAGAGUACUGUAUUUAUUUUUUAUGAUUUAUGAUCUAAAGAAAAACUAUAUAUAAAUAUGUAUAUCAAAAACCUAAUAUCUAUGAUAGGACUAAUGACCGUAUUGAAGUUAGGAUUUUGGCUCACCAAAGUAGUAGGGCCGAUGUUUUGUGAGGUGUUGGUGACGGCAAUGAAGCAGCUCACACUGCAGUCUCGGACAGUCCUCCGCGCACAGACGGUCUCAGAGUCAAUGUUUGAAGGCUUGUAAUGUGCGCGUGGAUGUGUUCCCAAUGAUGUCAUUCAGUGCCCACGGUCCCCGAGGCACAUUUACACGACAUAUUCCCAGUGCAAAUGAUGAGCGCAUAUUUAGUUUAGGCCUGAAAGAGGGAGAAAAAAGAAGUCGAAUGACUCAUUAGAGAUAUUUCGUAUUUAACAUGUAAAAUUAAUAUAGCAGUAAAUUAGGCCCCGGCGUUCACUGCAGUCAAGCUCAUUGCGAGUCAUUAGGACCAUAUAAUGAGAUUACCUCGUUUAUUAGGAAAAAAGAAAUGGCAUUCCAGUCACAUUUUCAAGAACCCAUCAUCCUUCUAUUCCACUUCAAGGCUGUACAUUUACGAUAUCAAAAGUGAAGAUGUUUUUAACCCUGCAUGCAUUCACUAUUCAAAUUUCUGCUUCAAAACUUGUGUAUAUAUUACAGUUUUUAGUGGUUUAUAUGACAGCGAAACCCACUUUUGUAAAAAAGGCAACCCAAAUCACACUAAGUGAAUGUGAUUUUUCUUUAUUUUAACCCUCAGCUCCUUGUGUUAAUCUAACCUCUACAGUUUUUUUUACAGACGCUAGGACACAUUUCUUGAUACUUAGGUCACUUUUGCAAAACUCUUCACACAGUGAGCACAACAGAAGUCUAUGUGGGCUAAACUCAGGAUCUAUUAUCAUUGUUUUGGCACAAAAUGCAUUCAAUGACUACAUCUCUCCAAUUUCAUCAAUUCUUUUCUCACUCAGACACCACAACUGCCAAAAACAUUUGUACGAACAGAAAAUUUUGCACGAGCUUACAUACUGUUUUCAAAACUUAUGUUCAAAACAAUAACAUCAUGCAAAACUGAAUAAGACAGCAAAAUUUAACAGCAAUAUUUGAUUGAAACAUAUUUCAAAUCCAAAAAUGCAGACUAACCAGCCAGAUUAGCAUUAUUAUUGUAUCUGUAUCAGUGGAUGGUGUAUACAAAUUCUUGUAUUUUGGAAUUACUGCAUAAAAAAAUAAAAAUAAAUAAGCGACAUAAAAUAAUGAGGAAUUCUACAUCAUGUCUGAUUCAUUUCAAUAACAUAUAUUGCAAUUAUAAACAGAGAUGUGUCCUUGUUUCACACAAGAAAACACUGUAAUGCUACAUGUAAGUGUUUGCUAGGUCAUUGUUUUGUGGGUGACAAAGUGUGUUUGUCGGCUGAUAAUCUUUGCUAGUGUUCUGGAAGAAUGAGUUUAUUUGAGACCUGAAUAAAGUGUUUUGGUAGUUGUAGUGCAUUUUGAAUGUGAAAUGAACUGCUUUGCCAAGCUGAAAGUUGGUUAGGAGAGUUGUGUGAAGAGUUUUGCAAAAGUGACCUAAGUAUUGAGAAGUGCAUCUUAGCGUCUGUAAAAAAACUGUAAUCUGUUGGGCAUAAAACGCUUGUUUUAUAUCAAUAACUAUAGACAUGAAGAUGAAUAUAACCAUUAGUAAAUAAGUGUUCGUUCCAAUGCACUGGUGGGCAGUAGCACUUUCUGCUCUUCUUGUAUCUAACUGUUUUACCUGGAAUGGAAAUGAUUUUUGGUGUACAUCUCCUGUUUUGGAGUACUAUCUGCCCCUCUUUUCUCUCUGCCACUGGUCCCUAACAAUCCCUCAGUUACUUUCGCUGUUGUGUGUUGUACAAAUGCAUCGAAAGCUGAACAAAGACAGAAAAUAAACUGACUGUAAUAAAUAUAUUAGUCCAUAUGGAUACCGCUGUGUCGAUAUGGUGAAGGUGAGGUGAUGUUAGUGAUUCUGCUUUAUUUUAGGUGUCCCUACAACCGCUGUAUUUGGAUGCUAAACAGUGUUAGUUCACCACAGCUGUAGCGUGAUUCAUGUUGGCCUUUUUCGAUAUUUGUAAGUACAAGCGAGUUGUCUAUGUAUAUUGUAGGUACAGUGUAAAAACAUGUACUUUUACAUACCUGGCUUAAUACUGCUCAUUUCAUGAUUGUCAGGGACAUCUAACAUAAAGUGUAAUGAAGUGUAAUGCUUUUGAGGGCAAGUUAUCUGCAUACUGCUGUGAGUUUAUGCUAAAAACAGUAUGUUUCACUAAUGCUGACUUGUACUGUAUGUUGAAGUUGUUAACACAUUGGACGUGCAAAUAAAAUAAAAACUGAUACACUA